AAAAAAGAGAGCUAGAGAGAGAGAGAGAGAGAGAGAUGAUUCUUUUUAGAGCGGGCUCGCUUUUCGGCUUCCUGAUCCUGGUCAGUGGAUUCCGGGAGUACGGGAGGCGGGAGCUGAUCAGCCUGCGGGAGGAGGUACGGUCCAUGUUCGAUUACGCUUAUACCGGCUAUCUGAUGCACGCCUACCCGUACGACGAACUGCGUUCGUUGAGCUGCGACGGCUUCGACACCUGGGGCAGCUUCUCCCUGACGCUGAUCGACGCCCUGGACACGCUCGCGGUGAUGGGCAACUACUCCGAGUUCCGCCGGGUCGCCGAGCUGAUCGGCGCGCGGGCCAACUUCGAGGCGAACAUCAACGUGUCGGUGUUCGAGACGAACAUCCGGGUUGUCGGCGGGCUGCUGAGCGCCCACCUGCUGUCGCGCCGAGCCGGCGUCAAACUCGAGCCCGGCUGGCCCUGCAAUGGCCCGCUGCUGCGCCUCGCCGAGGACAUGGCCAAGCGGCUGAUCGCCGCGUUCGACACGCCCACCGGGAUGCCGUACGGCACGGUCAAUCUCAAGUACGGCGUGCCGGAGGGCGAGACCAGCAUCACCUGCACCGCCGGCAUCGGGACGUUCCUGCUCGAGUUCGGCACCCUCUCCCGACUGACCGGCGACCCGCUGUACGAGGAGGUGGCUAUGAACGCCAUAAAGGCGCUCCACUACUACAAAUCCAAUAUCGGCCUAGUCGGCAAUCACAUUGACGUUCUGACCGGCCACUGGACCGCACAGGAUUCCGGGAUAGGCGCCGGCGUGGACUCGUACUUCGAGUACCUGGCGAAGGGCACUUUGCUGUUUCAGGAUCCUUUGUUGGCCUCGAUAUUCCAGGAGCACAGGCAGGCGAUAGAGAAGUAUAUCCGCCGCGAGGACUGGUACCUGUGGGUCUCGAUGACCAAGGGUCAGGUGACCCUCCCCGUCUUUCAGUCCCUGGACGCGUACUGGCCCGGAGUGCUGAGCCUCUUUGGCGAGAUCGACGACGCGAUGAAGUGCCUACACAACUACCACCGCGUGUGGAAGCAGUUUGGCUUCACCCCAGAGUUCUACAACAUACCGCAGGCCGAGGCGGGCACCAACAGGGAGGGCUACCCGUUGAGGCCGGAGCUCAUCGAGUCCGUCAUGUAUCUUUACAGGGCGACCAGGGAUCCGUAUCUGAUUCAGGUGGGGGUGGACAUUCUCAGAAGCUUGCAGCACAGCGCCAGGACCACCUGCGGCUACGCGACCAUCAAUGACGUCCGGGACCACCGCAAGGCGGACCGCAUGGAGUCCUUCUUUCUCGCGGAGACCACCAAGUACCUGUAUCUACUCUUCGACACCGACAACUUCAUCCACAACACCGGCUCCGAGGGCGAGAUAAUCGACACUCAAUGGGGCCAGUGCGUGGUGGACGCCGGUGGGUAUAUCUUCAACACCGAGGCUCACCCGAUCGAUCCCGGUGCUCUCUACUGCUGUCAUCCGGCGCAGGAGAUCUUCCCGGACAAGAGGCCGAUUCUGAAGAGGUUUCUCCCGAUGCAGAACCCGUCGCCGAUUACGGACAACAUCUCGCCGAACGAGCCUUAUCGUGAAAAAGACGCCGCCGACAAGGGUCAUUCUGAUAACGUGCUACCGAUCACGAUAGCGAAGUUGUCUGAGAUUAGGCAUUUCGCGGGCGAGAAGAAGGACGCCUUCAACGAGAGCGCCUCGACGCCAAACGCCUCGACGGACUCGCCGACGAUGACAACAACGAUGACGACAACGAUGACGACGACGACGACGGCGACGACUACCACGACGGAUUCCAUCGAGCAGGAGGAAAAGAAUGCGAGGGUCGAGGAAGAUGCGGAGACCGGGUCGAAUCAGAGCGCGAUGUCCCCGAGCGACCGAUCACAGGUCCUCGUGCCCUCGUCGAUGACGAUCUACAAGGCCGACGACAGCGACCACGGCGGUCCCGACAGUGGGGGUUUCAUCGAGUCCCCGAUGCUGUCGGGGAACGGACAAUACUCCAGCAACCCCGGCAGCGGAAUGACGACCGAGAGGGGCGCGCGAGGGCGAAACGCCACGUCGGGUUCCCCCGGCGCCAGGGCGAGAUUCGAGCCACAGAUAAUGCUGGAGAACAUCAGGCAGGGAAAUCUCUAUCCGACCAAUGUCACGGCGCGGCAAAACUAUCAGAUUCUGUCCUGUCAGGCUCAACCAUUCCUACAACGAAUGUCGAUCAUAGGAGAAUUUUUUUAGGACUUUAAAAACGCGCCGUCGUGGAGAAAAAGGAAACUCCGACGGAGUUUCUAAGUUUCGGCGAGAGGAAUUCUGUCGUGGCGAUCCUCAAAGUGUAUUUUUGAUUCGCACCCCCGUCUUUGUCACGAGAAAUGGAAUUCCACACGGGCGCUUCCGUGUCUCUUGCGUACGUUGUACUUUUAGGAUAUAUUCCUGUGAUAUGUAAUUGUUGUUGUAUAGUUUCUAAUAAAUAUAAGAUAUUGCAAGAUG
Messenger RNA from Monomorium pharaonis (pharaoh ant), 2492 nucleotides. It is a transcript of the gene Edem1, whose product is annotated as ER degradation-enhancing alpha-mannosidase-like protein 2. The coding region runs from base 36 to 2243 and encodes 735 amino acids. The record is from RefSeq and is a predicted model, not a curated record. The transcript has a single exon. Gene Ontology annotation, molecular function: mannosyl-oligosaccharide 1,2-alpha-mannosidase activity; calcium ion binding. Gene Ontology annotation, biological process: endoplasmic reticulum mannose trimming; mannose trimming involved in glycoprotein ERAD pathway; carbohydrate metabolic process. Gene Ontology annotation, cellular component: endoplasmic reticulum; membrane. NCBI's taxonomy places the organism in Eukaryota, Metazoa, Arthropoda, Insecta, Hymenoptera, Formicidae.